Tarenaya hassleriana is the source of this 1435-nucleotide messenger RNA. RefSeq names its product probable purine permease 6. The transcript is spliced from 2 exons. Gene Ontology annotation, molecular function: purine nucleoside transmembrane transporter activity. The record is from RefSeq and is a predicted model, not a curated record. Gene Ontology annotation, cellular component: membrane. Bases 118 to 1362 code for a protein of 414 amino acids. NCBI's taxonomy places the organism in Eukaryota, Viridiplantae, Streptophyta, Magnoliopsida, Brassicales, Cleomaceae.
UGUAAUGAUUCAGACAAAUUCCCCAUUGGACCAAAUAUUAUUAAAUAAAAAUGAUUCCGACGAAUUCUAUCUACUAUAUAUAAGCUAACAACACUUGUAUACGGUUUGCCUUAAUACAUGCAUACACACACAUAUAUAUACACACACACACACAUCACAAUAAAUAGGGGCAAAACAUCUUCACUAGUUCCCUCACCUUUUGCUCCUGUCUGGUCCAUGUUCGUCAGCUCUCGAAUGGGAAAAGAAGCAGCACUAGAACUCCAGCUUCACAUCAAUGGCGAAUCAGAACAUAACUCGAAAGGGAUUGGCGGCGUAAGCAACAAGAUUAUUGGGGAAAUGGAGAAGAAAGGUCAUACUUACUUGUGGUGGUUUAGGGUUUCACUCUAUGUAAUUCUCCUCUUGGCCGGUCAGACCAUAGCUACACUCUUGGGAAGAUUGUACUACGACAAAGGCGGUAACGGAAAAUGGCUCGAAACCCUAGUUCAGCUUGUCGGCUUUCCUCUUCUCCUUCCUUGUUAUCUCUACACUAACCCUAAACACGGAACCGAAACCGAAACCGAAACAGAAGAGGCAUCAUCUUCCUCAAGGUCUUGUUCCUUGACCCUGGUGUCAGUUUAUGUCGUGUUGGGUUUGAUUGUAGCCGGAGACUCAGUUCUGUACUCGCUAGGGUUACUCUACCUUCCCGUCUCUACAUUCUCUCUGAUUUCUGCAUCACAGUUGGCCUUCAAUGCCGUUUUCUCAUACUUUCUAAACUCGCAAAGAUUCACACCUUUCGUAAUCAACUCGAUCGUUCUCUUGACCAUCUCUUCCGUCCUUCUCGUCCUCCAACCUGAACGUGGCGUCUCUUCUUCUUCUCAGUCCUCUAGGUCAAACCACAUGGUCGGUUUCAUUUACACGAUCGGCAGCUCGGCCGGGUAUUCCCUAACGCUCUCCCUCACCGAUCUCGCAUUCGACAAGAUCCUCAAGAAGAGAACAUUUAGGGCAAUACUAGACAUGGUGAUAUACCAGUCGCUGGUGGCUACAUGUGCUGUGAUGGCGGGGCUCUUCUGGAGCGGAGAGUGGAAAACGCUGAGUGCGGAAAUGGGCCAGUUCAGACUGGGGAAAGCUUCGUACUUUAUGAUCAUUGCCGGCGCGUCGGUGUCGUGGCAGGCGUUUUCGGUCGGAAGCGUGGGACUGAUUCUGGAGGUGUCGUCGCUGUUCUCGAACGUGAUAAGCACGCUGGGUCUGCCGGUGGUUCCGGUCGUGGCGAUGGUGUUCUUCCACGAUGAGAUGAGCGGAAUCAAGCUGGUUUCGAUGCUUUUGGCUUUCUGGGGGUUCGUUUCUUAUGCCUACCACCAAUAUCUUGACGAUCAAAACGCAUGAAAGAGUGAGCACAUGAAGAAAUAUUUCGCAGUUGUAGCCCUUUUUGUCAUACUUUCCAUUACAAAAUCUGAAA